Geosmithia morbida is the source of this 3495-nucleotide messenger RNA. RefSeq lists its product as uncharacterized. Gene Ontology annotation, molecular function: protein binding; guanyl-nucleotide exchange factor activity. The annotation marks the transcript as partial. Gene Ontology annotation, biological process: Ras protein signal transduction; positive regulation of GTPase activity. The record is from RefSeq and is a predicted model, not a curated record. The transcript has 5 exons. Gene Ontology annotation, cellular component: plasma membrane. Lineage: Eukaryota; Fungi; Ascomycota; Sordariomycetes; Hypocreales; Bionectriaceae.
UCCGACAUCUCACCGACUCUCAUGAACGGAAUUGUGGGGUCACCGCCCCCGGGCGCCAUGUAUGUUCGUGCAUUGUACGACUACGAGGCCGACGAUAGGACCAGCUUAAGCUUCCACGAAGGAGAUGUUAUUCAGGUCAUCACUCAGCUAGACAGCGGCUGGUGGGAUGGCGUAAUCAACGGAGUCCGAGGCUGGUUCCCCAGCAAUUACUGCCAGACCAUCACCAGCCCCGAUGACCUGCCCGAUCCUACCCAGUUCCCCCCCCAGUUCGACCACCUUGACGACGAUGGCGACGACGCCGACCCGUACGAUGACGGCUACGAGCAGGACGACGAUUCAGAGUUCGAUGGCCCUACCGCACUGCCUAUCGAGGGCAACGACAUGGCCGACAAGUCGCGAGCCGACUUCUGGAUCCCCCAGGCAACCCCCGACGGCCGCCUGUUUUACUACAACAUGAUGACGGGAGAGAGAAGCAUGGAGCUGCCCUUGGAGCCCCCAGUGUCAAACGAGACUGGCCCCAGGGACCGGAUGAACGUGUCUAUCCCUGAGAGGACCCGUCUACCACCGGAAAUGAUGGCCAGGGGCCUCACCCAGGACGAGGACUACGACUCGGCUACCUCGGUUUCAGAGGUAGAGGGUGGCCAUAGCAACAUCCAACCUCGUGGAUCUAUCAGCACCAUGCUUUCGCCCUCGGCAUCCAUGGACUCGAUAAACGGCAUGUCAGCUGGUGGUCGCCCCCGCCACGACACUAUCUCUACCGGCCAGCUUGCUCCCGGCCAAACGCACAACAUGGCCUCGGCUACAUCUUUUACGAGCACCACGUACAACAUCCCUACCACCACGGCCGUACCCAAAUCAUUCUUUGAUGAUGGGGCUAGCCCGCCCCUGACGUGGAGCCUUCUCGUGGGCAACAUGAAGCACGCCAUUGACCAGUACCGCGAUGCAAUCUCUAAUAGUAGGCGCUCUGAGUACGUUGCACGGGCCGAGGACAUUUCGGACCAUCUGCGCUUGCUCCUCGCUGCCGGGUCGGGCACCACCGAUAACCACUCGGGCCAACCUUCUAUCAUCUCCACCAACAAGGCUCUUUACCCUCACUUCCGAGACAUGAUGUCCAAGUUCUCCAAGCUCGUCAUCUCCUCCCACAUCGCAGCCGCAGACUGGCCGAAUGCCGAAUCAGUACAGAAAUGUCUCCAGGAGGCAGACGGCGUGCUCCUGGGUGUCUUCAGCUACGUCGAGGUUGCCAAGCAGCAGCGUGGCGAGGAUAUUCCACGCUUGUUCCCCGGCUUCGUCGUCGGAAGCAACACCGGGGGCAGCUGGCAGAACAACGGCCUCGGUCCUCGAGACCCUAUCAUCGUUAACUUCCUAGAGGAUGAGGAGGGCGUCAUGGAGCCCACCGCCAUGCUUGACGGUCAGCUUCUGGCGAGGCUGGACGAGUACAAGCGCAUGCUGGUGUCGAGUAUCCGCGAGCUCGACAAAUGCCUCGUCACCCCCGACAAGAUCAUAACCCCGCAGCGCCACGAGCUGGUUGGCAACAGCGUGUGCCUCAGUGGUGGCAGGGUUGUCGAGGCCUUCAAGUCUUGGAUCUCCAUGAUCGAGUCUAUAGAUCUCUCGUCCCUCGGCAACACCUUCCAGACCCCACAACUCGCCGACUUCAGCGUCAACAAGCAGAGCCUGUACGAUAACAUUGCCGAUCUUGUCCUCAGCUGCCAGGCCGUCGCCGGCCCGCUGGCUGACGAGUGGGCAGAAGUCCGCGGUGAGGCUCUUGAGAACCGCUUGGACUAUGUCAGGCAGUGUGCCAGGGCCCUGGAGACCAACUCGGCACACAUCGGCUUUUCCCUCCAGCUUCUCCAAGAGCAGGUGCAGAUCAAUUUGCAGAAUACGAUGCCACCGCAGAAUCAGAGGCAGCAGGUCGACUCGGGUGUCUGGGCCGACUACGUCCUUCGGACCCGCCACUUACAGAGGGGCGAGGCCAUGUCAAGCGACCGCAUACACCAGCGCUCAGACUCGAGGACUACGGACACGCGACCACCGUUGCUUACGGCACAAUCUUUCUCCGAGGGUGACCCGCCGCCGGGUGGGUUUAGGAAGGGUGAUGCGGCCAAGGUCAAGAAGAUUCUGGGCGAGGACCCGACGCCCCAGACGACUGUCGCCGCUGCCGAGGAGAUUCCCCCGUUCCUGCUCCUUGACUUCGAGCACGAGGUCUCCUGGGAGACCAAGACGUCACCUCCCACGGUCAAGGGAGGUUCCCUUCUGGGUCUCGUCGAGCAGCUAACACGUCAUGACAAGCUGGACUCGAGCUUCAACAACACGUUCCUGCUGACGUACCGAUCCUUCACCUCGGCUCGCGAGCUCUUUGAGCUUCUGGUCAAGAGAUUCGGCAUCCAGCCUCCUCCCGGUCUCAGCCAGACUGAGUUCGAGACGUGGCAGGCCCGCAAGCAGAAGUUGAUCCGGUUCCGCGUGGUGAACAUCCUCAAGAACUGGUUCGAUGGCUUCUGGAUGGAGGAUUAUAACGAAGACUCGAAGCAGAUUAUUCGUGACGUCUACAGCUUCGCCAAGGACACAGUCAAGUCGACCGAGACUCCCGGGUCGCAGCCGCUCAUGACAGUUCUGGACCAGAGGCUCAGCGGCAAGGAGGCCGGUGCGCGUAGGAUGAUCCAGACGCUCAACCAGAACACACCAUCGCCCAUCAUGCCCAAAAACAUGAAGAAGCUCAAGUUCCUUGACAUUGAUGUGACCGAAUUUGCCCGCCAGCUCACCAUCAUCGAGUCGCGCCUGUACGGUAAGAUCCGCCCCACCGAAUGCCUCAACAAGACGUGGCAGAAGAAGGUGCCCGAGGGAGAGUCGGAGCUGGCCCCCAAUGUCAAGGCCCUGAUCCUGCACUCGAACCAGAUGACCAACUGGGUCGCCGAGAUGAUUCUCGCCCAGGCGGAGGCCAGGAAGCGUGUUGUUGUAAUAAAGCACUUUGUUGCCGUUGCAGAUAAAUGCCGCGGAAUGAACAACUUCUCAACACUGACAUCCAUCAUAUCGGCGUUGGGAACGGCACCAAUCUCCCGUCUCAAGCGCACGUGGGACCAGGUUCCUCAGAGGACUCAGGCUACACUCGAAUCGAUGCGGCGCAUCAUGGCUAGCACCAAGAAUUUUGGCGAGUACAGAGAGCAGCUGCAUGCUGCUAACCCGCCGUGUGUUCCUUUCUUCGGUGUGUACUUGACCGAUCUCACCUUCAUCGAAGACGGUAUCCCCUCCAUUAUCAAAAAGACCAACCUCAUCAACUUCGCCAAGAGGGCCAAGACGGCCGAAGUCAUUCGCGACAUCCAGCAGUACCAGAAUGUCGGGUACUCGCUGCAACCCGUCCCCGAGCUGCAGGACUAUAUUCUUAGCAAUAUGCAGGCCGCUGGUGACGUUCACGAGAUGUACGACCGUAGUCUGCAGGUUGAGCCGCGCGAGCGUGAGGACGAGAAGAUUGUCAGGGUACUGGCCGAGUCUGGGUUCCUUUAA